GAGCCGCAGCCCCGGCAGCUCCUCGGCUGGAUCGGCUCCCCGACGGCAGAGCAGCGCAGGCAGCGGGGACACUGCCAGCCAUGCCCCGAGGAUGCUGCUCGGCCCGUGUCCUGCCCUCCUCCUCCUCCUGAAGUUUCUGCUCUGGGACAGCCCGGCUGCAGCCUCCAUCCAGGAGCAGCUCUGCGAGAGCCUGCCGCCUGUCACCAACCACUCUGGUCCCCAGUGCAACGCCUCGGUGGACCUGAUCGGCACGUGCUGGCCCCGCAGCGCGGGGGGACAGCUGGUGGCCCGGCCCUGCCCCGAGUUCUUCUACGGCGUGCGCUACAACACCACCAAUAAUGGGUACAGGGAAUGCCUCGCAAACGGGAGCUGGGCAGCACGUGUCAACUACUCCCAGUGCCAGGAGAUCCUCAGUGAAGAGAAGAAGAGCAAGCUGCACUACCACAUUGCUGUCAUCAUCAACUACCUGGGCCACUGUGUUUCGCUGGGGGCCCUCCUCGUGGCCUUUGUCCUCUUCAUGCGCCUGCGGAGCAUCCGGUGCCUGAGAAACAUCAUCCACUGGAACCUGAUCACAGCCUUCAUCCUGCGCAAUGCCACGUGGUUUGUGGUGCAGCUCACCAUGAACCCAGAGGUGCACGAGAGCAACGUGGUUUGGUGCCGCUUGGUCACCACUGCCUACAAUUACUUCCACGUCACCAACUUUUUCUGGAUGUUCGGCGAGGGUUGCUACCUGCACACGGCCAUCGUGCUCACCUACUCCACGGACAAGCUCCGCAAGUGGAUGUUCAUCUGCAUCGGCUGGGGUAUCCCUCUUCCCAUCAUCGUUGCCUGGGCCAUUGGGAAGCUCUACUACGAUAAUGAGAAGUGCUGGUUUGGAAAGCGAGCUGGUGUUUAUACUGACUACAUUUACCAAGGCCCCAUGAUCCUGGUGCUUCUGAUCAACUUCAUCUUUCUAUUCAACAUUGUCCGAAUCCUCAUGACCAAGCUCCGAGCCUCAACCACGUCUGAGACAAUCCAGUACAGGAAAGCAGUCAAGGCCACCCUGGUGCUGCUGCCCUUGCUGGGGAUCACCUACAUGCUAUUCUUUGUCAACCCGGGGGAGGAUGAGAUCUCCAGGAUAGUCUUCAUCUACUUUAAUUCCUUUCUGGAGUCUUUCCAGGGCUUCUUUGUGUCUGUCUUCUACUGCUUCCUGAACAGUGAGGUGCGCGCGGCCGUGCGGAAGCGGUGGCACCGCUGGCAGGACAAGCACUCCAUCCGCGCCCGCGUGGCCAGGGCCAUGUCCAUCCCCACCUCCCCGACCCGCGUCAGCUUCCACAGCAUCAAGCAGUCCACGGCUGUCUGAGCAGGGAGCCAGGCCUCACCGGGAGCCAGCGUCCCCACUGGGGAGCCCCUGGGAGGGGGGCAUGGCCCAGGACCAGGUCCUGCCUGUGGCCUCCAGCCCCGCCAGGAGAGCAUGAACUCGCUCGGUCGUGGGACACCUGCACAGCUCCGGCCCCGUGUGCUGGGCAGCCUGGAGGACAGGACAGCUGGGACGCUGCUUUGUCGUCUCCCUGGCAGCUGUGUGACCCGCUGGCAUAGCAGAAAGAGCCAGAAGAACCAGGAGAGGUUGCAGCAGCUUUCUGCCAGUUCCAUCCUGGGCAUGAUGUCUCAUGUCACUGCCUUUAUUAGGUUGGUUGACUUUGAGGUGACAGGAUACCAGGACAUUUCUGGGACAACUUAUGGGGCUAACUCCCUGGGAAGCUGGGUCAGCCUUCCAGUGAGCACAUGCUGGAAUGCUGCUGGGGAAGGGGGGAACGCUCUAGAGGAGCCAAAGUCCUGUGUGUUGGAAGGGGAUGGAUGGAGAGCCCUGGAGUGAUUGUAGACAUUGCUUCAUGUAGCUGUGUUUUUGUCGCACUGGGGCUGAGUCAUUCCUCUGCCUCUUGCUGGGUCUCCAGAUGUCCUGUAACUGCUGCUUGGUCUGACCAGGUCAUUUCUCAUCUUGACACCAAAGGUGGGGUAAAGCAACAGGAUGGGAGAGGGGAGGGAACUCCCCUCCCGUGGAGAUGGGUCCUAGGGGCUCUGAACUGUCACAUAGAAUGGGCUCGAUCUGGAGGGAAGCACAGGAAUGAGUUAAAUCCUCUGGUCCAGCCCAGAUGGAUCCAAAGAUCUCUGCAGAGCCCUGGACUUCAGGCCGACUCCAUGUCCCUGCUCAGAGGGUGGAAAGGUGAGGGAGCCCUGCAGUAGAGCAGUGGCUGAGGUCUCCAAAGGCAGCUACUGCAGAGACAGGCCCUGGCUCUGCCCCUCCUCAUUGCCCUGCUUUUACCUGGGCAGGUGGGCCCAGUGCCAAAGCUGCUCCUUGCUCUUGUGCAGGGGAUGGGGCCAAACCAUCCCCGCGUUGGGGUUAAGUGCCUUGGAGGAGCAGCAGCCUCCUUUCCUCCCUUCCCUCCCUUCCUAUCUCCCUCCCCAUUCUGGGGACUCCAGAUUGUCCCUAGUUCCCCCUCUCCCAUUGCCCUCUUCCAUGUGGUCACUGAAAGCAGCUGAGCAGAGAGGUCCCUGUAAGCGGAGGGAUUUGCCUUGACCUCUUUGGAGCCAUCUUUUCCUUGGCCCAGGCAGGUUUAUGGGCUGUCUGCCCUCUGCAUCCCAGGGAUUUUGCCACUGGAGCCAUACAGGGUCUGGUGUGAGCCCCUUCACACUUCUGUGCCUAUAGUUUUCCCACUAUAAAGAACAGGCAUAAAUGUUUCCUGCCCUGGGGAGAUUAAAGCAUCAAUGAAAUUGCAGUAUUCUAUGAUUUCCUCAGGAUGUACCACAGGAAAGGAAUAAAAUCUUGCAUUUUUUUAUUUAAAGGAAAGCAUAGGGAAAAACCUCUGGGUUCUUUCUUCAAACAUUUGUGAAAUUCAGUAGUUUGGAGUAAAUUCCUCCCACUUCCCUCUCAUUUUGAUGUUCUACCUGCAUGUCCACAGUACAGCCAAACUGGAAUAUCCCAUAACCUGCUAGGAACAGCAACAGUUCCCAGUAUGGCACAGUGAGCACAGCAAGGACCAUACCCUGCUUAUGGGGUAUGUUUCAGUCUUUGUUCAAGUUCAGCCACUGCCAGGAGUCCCAAAAACUGCCCCUUCUUCAAAAUACAGGUGUGAAAACGAUCCCUGGAGUUGUGCAAUGGGAAAAGUGGCAAAUGCCAACUCUAUGGAUACUUUCCUGGUGCCCUACAAGGAGUAGACUUGUGUUUCUGUAUCUUGGUGUCUUUAUUGGGUAUUUUGGCAGGAGCUAAUAAAGCUCUGCUGGCAAUGAAGAAGGGGAAAUGCCCCAGAGAGCUUUUUUCAUCAUUCCUGCAAGAAAUGUUGCCAAAAAAUGAUGUGCUACACGUUCAAUUUGGAUUUUUCCAAAGUGGGGUCUUUUAGUGGACAGAAGCUGGAAAUUGAAAAGCUAA
Molecule: messenger RNA, 3406 nt
Organism: Ficedula albicollis (Collared flycatcher)
Lineage: Eukaryota; Metazoa; Chordata; Aves; Passeriformes; Muscicapidae
Gene: CRHR1
Product: corticotropin releasing hormone receptor 1
Exons: 13
Coding region: 92-1342 (416 amino acids)
Biological process (GO): adenylate cyclase-activating G protein-coupled receptor signaling pathway; cell surface receptor signaling pathway
Cellular component (GO): plasma membrane; neuron projection
Molecular function (GO): corticotrophin-releasing factor receptor activity; corticotropin-releasing hormone binding; G protein-coupled peptide receptor activity
Source: RefSeq, a predicted model, not a curated record